Molecule: messenger RNA, 3297 nt
Organism: Fomitiporia mediterranea MF3/22
Lineage: Eukaryota; Fungi; Basidiomycota; Agaricomycetes; Hymenochaetales; Hymenochaetaceae
Product: TAF1, transcription initiation factor TFIID, subunit TAF1
Exons: 10
Coding region: 1-3210 (1069 amino acids)
Biological process (GO): transcription by RNA polymerase II; RNA polymerase II preinitiation complex assembly
Cellular component (GO): transcription factor TFIID complex
Molecular function (GO): histone acetyltransferase activity; RNA polymerase II general transcription initiation factor binding; TBP-class protein binding
Source: RefSeq, a predicted model, not a curated record
AUGUCAAAUCAGGAUGAGAAUUCUGUCGUUUCGGCACUUACGGGCUUCUCGCUGGACCACGUUCUAACAAGCUUACAACUUCCGUCCGGCCAGAACCUUUCAAACCAGCUUGGUAUAUCUGGGAUCCCGUCACUCAAUUCAAAGCAGAUAUAUAACGACAAAUGGGAUGACGAGGCUAUUGGAGCGGAAGCUGGAGAGGAUUGGGAAGAUGAAGUCAACAGGGAGAUCGCGAACGAAGCAGACGAUGAGGGUGACAUCGCCGUCAAGACGGAAGCUCAAUCUCCCGAAGCAUUUCGGAUGCGGGAGAAGAGAACACGGACUGUAAAGCGGCUCGUAGAAAGACCAAAGACAGUAUACGAGCGAUUUCCUGCUUUCGAACAAGGCAAGAUUCUGGACUUCACUGAACUCUUCAAGGGUCAACUUGUCAAGAAGCCACGCGCAAUUAGGAAACUUCCUGGAGUUGUGACUGUUGAGCCGCUGAGAAAGCCGGACGCAAUGAAAAACGUGAAGGAGAUUGUGGGUGCUGCAAAACGGCAGGUUGAAAACAAACUCGUUGAGGAGGAGGUGGCUGCCGGGAACGUCGAGUUUGAUCUUGUUAAGGCGCUGGAGGAUCUUUCCCGUUCGGAUACACCUACUACACUUUCGUUGCAUGAUCGCUCGUUUGACCUCGUCUUGCUAUCAAACUGGGAGGAUCAGAUUAUCUAUGAACCCGACUACAACCAGGAGAAGCAACCAUCUCAGCCAAAAGAAAUGGUAACGGCACCCGUGAAUCAUGCUUUGGAAGAAGGUUCCUGGACACAGAGCAUCAUCUGGGAUGCUAAGACUCCAUUCAGAGACUUCACACACCUCGAAGUAAAUGUUGAUGAAGAAAAUGCGGAAGAGAAGUUUGCAGAAGUACGACCUCGAAAGAGGAACCGACUCGAUAGUGGACAUCAACGCGACAAAUUUAAUCUUUCGAAUGACCAGUAUUACGAAGUCUCUAAGGAUGGCGGACGACACCGUGUUCGGCAGACCUUUGGACAAUUGGUUGUUCAACACGCAUAUCCAGCCCAGAAGCUGCAGCUUCCCUUCUAUAAAACUCGCCUUUCAAAGCAAGAGGCUCGAUCGUUCCAUCGUCCCGCGUUGCAGUUCCCAACGAAUAUUGAACUGCGUUUCAAUAAAGUUCGAACAGCAAAGAAGAAGAAAGAUAAAGCAGGACGUAGAAUUGGUAAAGGAGGUGACGUUGCGGAGGGGUUACGAAGGACGAGCGAUUUAUCUCUUAAAGACUCGAGUAAUUUUGUUCUCUGGGAGUUCUCGGAGGAACAUCCGCCGAUUAUCUCAGAUUUUGGAAUGGGAAGCGUACUUGUGAACUACUACCGCAAGAAGGAUGACAAAGACGAGUAUAUACCGAAGGCUGAUCUUGGUGAACCAUUCGUGCUAGAGCCCGGCGACGAGUCUCCAUUCAUGAAGUUCGGCUCCGUCUACCCAGGCCAGACGGUCCAGGCAUUAUACAAUAAUCUGCUUCGCGCGCCCCUCUUCCGACAAAAGGCGUAUCCUACGGACUUCUUGGUUGUCCGGAAUACGACGAGAGGUGAAGCAACGUACCAAAUUCGAGAAAUUAAGUCGUUGUUCGUUGUCGGCCAAACUUAUCCCGUAACGGAGGUCCCUGGACCGCAUUCACGAAAGAUUACCACUACGAUCAAGAAUCGGCUGCAGGUUAUCGCGUUCAAACUCCUGAAGAAAAGCCAGGGUGAACGAUUAAAGAUCUCGCGGUUAAUGAAGUAUUUCCCAGACCAGAAUGAGUUGCAAAUGCGGCAACGGCUUAAAGAAUUCAUGGAGUACCAUCGUAGAGGACCGCACCAAGGAUUUUGGAGACUAAAGGAGACGGUAACAAUACCGUCGGACGGUGACAUGUUGAAGAUGGUAUCUCCCGAACAAGUCGUUCUGGCUGAAAGCAUGCAAGUUGGGAUGAGGCAUCUCCAGGAUGCUGGCUACGGGGGAGCUGCAGAAACGGCAAAGGAUGACGACGAAUCCAAUCUGUCCAUUGAACAGCAGCUUGCGCCAUGGAUUACAACAAAAAACUUCUUGCAAGCGACCCAGGCAAAGGCCAUGUUACGACUUCACGGUGAAGGGGAUCCAACAGGACGGGGCGAGGCAUUCAGCUUCAUUCGUGUCUCGAUGAAAGACAUUUUCGUGCGAGCGGGUGAAGAUUACGAGCAGAAAAUGGCUGAGGCGGAUAACCGACCGAAAUCAGCACAUCGUUACAACGUUGCCGAACAGCAAAAUGUUUACAAGUCAGAAAUCGAGCGUAUAUGGAAGGCCCAGUAUAAAUCCUUAAGUCGUAAGGAUGAACCGCAGCUGACGGCAGAAGACGAGGAUCGAGCAAAUGCUCAGAAGCAACAGCUCCAGCGCAGUAAGCCCAAACUUGAAGACUUGGAGCACCCUCCUAACGCUGCGUCUCUGACUGGCCCGUCUCGAAAUUCAAUUCUUUCAGGUUCGCCUUCUCCAAGCCGUGCAUCAUCUCUCGACCGCGACGUCAGCCUUGGACCAGAGUCCAGCCAACGAGUUCUCAGGAUUAAGCGUUUCGUAGAUGGCGAAUGGGAAAUGGAGAUUGUGCGGGAUCCAGCCGUCAUCCGAGCAUAUGUGCGGAGACGACGGAUUAUUGAAGAAGAAUCUGCCACUGCAGAUCAACUAGCACCUACAGGCGAUGAAGAGAAGGACAAACGAGCGAGGAAGCGGCUGGAAGAAGAAAUAGCACGCAUGAAGAAGAAUCAGGAACGACGAUUACAUCGUAAGAACGCGAAGAUUACGAAGGAAGGAGGCACGCCAUUGCAGCUGAAUAGACCAAUGAAGCCCGAUACUACCAGGCGAUGCGGUCAUUGCGGACAGAUGGGACAUAUGAAAACAAACAGGAAGUGUCCCCGUUGGGCAGAGUUCAACUCCGGUGCCCCUCCCAUAAAUAUGCCAGCGUCCGCAACGAGUUCAUCAGGCUCUGUCCCCGGUGGUUCAGCCAUGUCUCCUCCUAGCUUGCAUGGUUUCCCUGCAGCCCCAGCCGCAGCUUCCCCUCUGUCGCUCCCUUCUUCGUCGUUCGCCAGGCCUGUUGGCACGUUUGCGCCUUCUCCCUUAGCGACUAGCCCGCCAGUUAUUGGCAUGGAUGCAGAUGAUGACAUGAUGCAGCAGCAGCAGGCAUCGAGUUCAACAAAAGUAAAACUGAAGAUAUCUAAGACCUAGUUCUUUCCAUACCACGUGUGCUGUCAACUGUUCGUGUAGCCCUAGUUUGUAUUUGUUGUAACCUCAGAAAUUCAGAAUGUUAUCGAG